AUCUGGGGUUUCAAUAGGCUGCCCCAAGGCUGCCGUCAACUAUAUUGUUUGAAAAUAUUGUAAAUUUAUAUGAUUUAUUUAUGAAUAUUACUUAUAUCAACAUUACCUAUUAGUAUUAAUAUUCAUAUGCACUAAGCUCACUUUAAGUAUUAUUGAAUAUUUAUUAUUUCUACAAAUUCAGAAUUAAUUGAAAAAUUGGUAUUCAUAAGGAUCCAAAAUUAUGGGCGAUGAGGAUGUUAUACGUCGCCGCCUUCUAAUUGAUGGAGAUGGAACCGGCGAUGAUCGGCGACUAAAUGUUUUAUUGAAAACUUUAAUUAAAUGGUGUAAUACAGACGAUAGUCCCGAAGACAGCAAGGUAACCCAUGAUCGUAUGCUGGCACAACUUGCACAAUGUGAGUUUGCCGUGACAAAAUCUCAGCUUGGAACAGAAAUGAUGGCUGCUGAACUUCAGAAUUAUGAAAACCUAUCAACUAUACUUGAAAACGGAAUCGAAAUUGCUAAGAAUAAUAUAGAAAAGAGUAAGAUUGAUUUAGCUCAAGCAAAGACUGUGCGUAAAAAUCGUAUUGAAUAUGACGUAAUGGCCAAAGUGAUUAAUGAGCAACCAGAUAGAAAAGAAACGUUAGAGCGACUGAGUACAUUAAAGUCAGAUCUUAGCAGUUUGGAAGCUACAAAGCAACAGUUAGAAAGUAGAUUAGCUCUGCGUAAAAAGCAAUUUCAUGUACUUGUUACGUCAAUACACCAAUUGCAAGCGUUACUCGAUGAGCCAGAUGAUAUGGAGUCGAUAUCUGCUGAUGAUAUUGAUGUGGAUAUGAAGGAGACUAGUGAAUCAUGAUAUUUUUAAGGUUAAUAAAGGAUUUAAUAUA
Leptidea sinapis is the source of this 863-nucleotide messenger RNA. It is a transcript of the gene thoc7, whose product is annotated as THO complex subunit 7 homolog. Bases 221 to 832 code for a protein of 203 amino acids. The record is from RefSeq and is a predicted model, not a curated record. The transcript has 3 exons. NCBI's taxonomy places the organism in Eukaryota, Metazoa, Arthropoda, Insecta, Lepidoptera, Pieridae. Gene Ontology annotation, biological process: mRNA processing. Gene Ontology annotation, cellular component: THO complex part of transcription export complex.